AAUAUAAUUCCUGGAGAAUCUUCAGAGCCCAGCUCAAUCACAUCAAGGUCAGGGGUGAUGGCUGUUCUCUCCAUCCUCGUCCUGCUGGCUCUAACAGAUGCAGCCACAGGUCUGCUCUGGAAAAAUCACAUUCAUUACCAGGCGAAUAUGAGCUGGACCGAUGCUCAGACAUACUGCAGGAGCCAUGAAGUAGAUCUGUCAGUUUUUGUCACAGAACGGCAAUUUAACCUUUUUGCAAAUCAUUCAGCUGGGAUGAGUGGCUGGAUUGGCCUUAGAAAAAAAGAAGGUGAGACAACGUUUACAAUGUGGUCUGAUGGAAGUAUACUGGAAUACACAAAGUGGAAAGAUGGGCAACCUGACAAACCUGACACAGAAGACUGUGUGUUCACUGGCAGUGAGUGGGAAGAUGGUGACUGUACAAAUGUUAACAACUUCUUCUGUUACACUUGGACACCUCGGUUGUUUGUGGUACAGGAGAUGAUGAACUGGGAAGAGGCUCUGGUGCACUGCAGAACACACUACACUGACCUAGUAAGCCUUGACUCAGAGCUAGAUUACUUUGUGGUCAACAGCAGGAGAAGGGAAAUUGUGACACCCACUUUCUGGACCAGUCUACGAUUCAUGGAUGGCUCAUGGUUCUGGGUGAACCAUUAUUGGGUUCAAACAACUUUAUUGCCUUCAUGCCCUGCCAAGCCUUUCCGGUGUGGAGCGUGGAACAUUAAAGCCGGUGUCUGGCAGAACAGAGACUGCGAGGAGAAAAUGAACUUCAUUUGUUAUGACUACAUUUGAGGUGAAGAGGAUCACUGGCAAGACAAGACUGCUAACAAGACGCUGAAGAAACAAAGAACAGAGAUGCUGAGCAGAUUCAAUGAACUAACAUAUAAUAUUAUAAACUGAAUUAUUAUAUUAGAAUUUUACUUCAGUACUCAAUAUUUACUUCUACACCUGUUGUAGUAAAUAUGUGUGUUUUUUUUUUUUUUUUUGUGUAUGUAAAAUGUGUUCUUUAGUAAAUGUUUGUUUAAUCCACUGUAAGGAUACCGUUGCCCAUAAGUGUGAUAUGCCAUAUUCAAUAUUCAGUAUGUGUUGUAAGCUUUUUCUAAGGAUAUGUGUAUUUUAUCCUCCAUUGUAGUGAUAAUAAACAUUAAAUAAAA
Hemibagrus wyckioides is the source of this 1151-nucleotide messenger RNA. Its product is annotated as macrophage mannose receptor 1-like. The coding region runs from base 58 to 789 and encodes 243 amino acids. The record is from RefSeq and is a predicted model, not a curated record. Lineage: Eukaryota; Metazoa; Chordata; Actinopteri; Siluriformes; Bagridae. The transcript is spliced from 2 exons.